AACAGAAUUACAAUAAAACUAAUAAAUCAAUAACAAAUCUUUAUUAAGUUUAAGCCUUUUAGCUGCAUAUAUUGAAUUAGAUUUUUAAUAGAUUUUAUUAAAGUUAAAGUUUAAAAUUUUAAUAAUGAGACCAUUUAAGUUAUCAAAAAAUAUUUUUAGCCACCUUAGACUCUCAAAAAAUAUAUUGUUUUAUAAUUUUUCAUCUGAUUUCUUCAAAAAUUUGCAUCUUAAUCCCUACUUGUUUGCAAAUUUAAAAGAGAACAAAAUUUCUGAGCCUACUUCAAUCCAAGUUAAAAGUUUGGAACAUGUGAUAAAUGGAGAAAAUGCAGUUGUUACUGCAGAAACAGGAAGUGGCAAAACUCUCUGCUAUCUACUUCCUGUUAUGAACCAUAUUUUAAGUAAAAAAUUGGAUUUAGCUCCUGAAGUUUAUAGAUAAAAUAGUCCUCGCGGCGCUAUUAUACUUGUUCCUACCAAAGAAUUAGGUGCAUAAGUUUAUGCAAUGAUAAGAAGACUUGAUAAAAAAAAUAAGCUUGAUGUCUCAAGAACAGGAUCAAUAGGAUACAUAGCCCCAAUUAGUGAUGAUAAACAGCCAAAGGAUGCAAGAACAUCAUUGAGAUUAAAUGAUCUUGCCUUUGAAAGUGUAGUUAGAGGCAUAGAUUGGGAUUAAUUAGAUAUUUUAGUUUCUACUCCUAGUUAAUUGGAUUAAAUGCUAAAGCUAAAAGACCAAACAAAUCCAUAUUAAGUAGAUCCAAAAUUUAUAGUUAUUGAUGAAUUUGACUUGCUUCUAGGUGAUACAAAUAUUGCUAGGAGUACCAUAUCUAUUCUCAAUAGAUUUUGUAAUGUACAUAAUAAUCCUCAAAAUAUAAACAGAUAGUUUAUUUUGACAGGAGCAAGUUUUCCUUUAAGGAUUAAUAAUGAGAAAGGUACCUAAUUUAUUGACAAAGUUUUUAAAAGACCUAUUUGUAUAGAGAGUGAGAAUUUCUACAAAAUUAGUGAAAAAAUGAAACAUGUUGUUAUCAGAGUAAAUGAUUACUUGAAUGCAAACCCUAAUUUUUCUAUUUAAGACAUUCUAGUAGAUUAAAUCAAGAAGUCUACUUCUUAAAGAAUUAUUGUUUUUGUAUAAUCACAAGCCUCUUCCGAAUCUAUAGCUAAGCACUUGCAGGAUCAUGAUAUAAAGGCUCUCUCUUUUCAUGCUAAUUUGAAUACUGAGUAAAGAAUAGAUACUUUAGCUAAUUUUGAUGAAGGAAAAGUCAGAGUUUUAGUUUCAACUGAUUUAGCAAGUAGAGGUUUAGACUUUUAAAAUGUAGAUCAUGUCAUUUAAUUUGAUUUUGCUUUAGAUGCAGUAAGCUUUUUGCAUAGAGUUGGUAGAACUUGUAGAAUGGGCAGAAAUGGAGUAGUUACAUCUUUUGUUAGAGAAAACGAUGAAUUUUUAUAUGAAAAAGUUUAAAAAUUAAUAUGUAAUCAUUAAAGAAUAGAUCCAAUAAUCAGUAGAAAAAGGUCAUUAAGUAAAAACUAUAAAAGAAGUAAAGGAUCAGAUGAUGAAAUGUCAAGUGAUGAUGAUAAUUGAGAUAUUAAUAACUCAUACAUUGAUAAAAAUUAAUAUAAUACAAUUAUAUUUAAAAAUUAUUAAAAAUUUUGUUGAUAAAAAUAAUCUACUCUGUAAGAAUACUAUGAUUAAUUUAUAAUUAAAUAAGUGUAGUUUAAGCUUUAAUGUAUGUCCAUUAUAUUAUGAACAAUUUAAUUUACAUUUAAAUACUUUAAUCUUUG
This is a messenger RNA of Tetrahymena thermophila SB210, 1767 nucleotides long. Its product is annotated as DEAD-box ATP-dependent RNA helicase. The transcript has 5 exons. NCBI's taxonomy places the organism in Eukaryota, Ciliophora, Oligohymenophorea, Hymenostomatida, Tetrahymenidae. Gene Ontology annotation, molecular function: RNA helicase activity; ATP binding; nucleic acid binding. The record is from RefSeq and is a predicted model, not a curated record.